AUGUUCUGGUCUCUCCGGAAGGCUGGGCUCAAAACUGUAAUCUACGAAGCCGGCACGGACCUGGGCGGAACUUGGCGUUGGAACUGCUAUCCCGGGGCUAUGGUCGACUCGGAAGUACCCGAGUACCAGCUUAACAUCCCGGAAGUAAUCAAGGCCCACAAUUGGCCAAACAACUAUCCAAACUAUCACGACUUGCGAGAUUACUUUGAUACCUGCGACAGGGUCCUCGACAUAAAGAGUCAAACCGCGUUCGAGAGCGUCGUCACGGGUGCCCAGUUCGACCCUGAAGAAGGACGCUGGCGCGUCGAGACGGCGGACGGAAGGACCGCCAAAUGCAAGUACCUUGUGAUCUGUGCCGGUUUUGCCGCCAAGCGGUACGUCCCCGACUGGCCUGGAAUCGACAAGUUCAAAGGCAUCGUCCACCACUCAUCGUUCUGGCCGGACGAGGAGGUCUCUGUCGAGGGCAAGAAAUGCGCCAUUAUCGGAACCGGAGCGACGGGCGUUCAGUUGACCCAAGCGUGGGGCCCCAAAGCCGGCCACCUCAAGGUCUUCCAGCGGACGCCCAACCUGUGCGUGCCGAUGCGCCAGCGCGACCUCACCGUCGAAGAACAGGAGUCGGCCAAGAAGUGGUACCCGGAGCUCCUCCACCUGCGCGAACACUGCUUCGGCGGCUUCCUGUACACGUUCUCCGAGCGAAACACGUUCGACGACACGCCGGAGGAACGGGAGGCCUUCUUCGAGAAGCUGUGGCAGGACGGCGGCUUCCGCUACUGGCUGGGCAACUACAAGGACUACCUGUACGACAAGGAGGCAAACCAGGAGGUGUACAACUUCUGGGCCAAGAAGCAGCGCGCCCGGAUCGAGGAUCCAAGAAAACGAGACAUCCUGGCGCCGCUGAAGAUGCCGCACUACUGGGGCGUCAAGCGGCCUUGUCUUGAGUACGCGUACCUGGAGCAGUUCAACCGGCCCAAUGUCGACGUCGUCGACAUCAAGGACAACCCCAUUGUCAGCUUCGACGAGGACGGCAUCAACCUGGCGGACGGAACGCACCACGACUUUGACGUGAUCUGCAUAGCCAGCGGCUUCGACGUCGUAACAGGCGGCAUGACGGCCAUGGGCCUCCGUAACAUAGACGGCGUCAGUCUCGAGGAGCAGUGGAAGAAAGCAGCGUACACGUACCUUGGCACGACCGUGGCUGGAUACCCGAACAUGUUUCAUCUGUACGGGCCUCACGGCCCGACUUUGCUAUCCAAUGGGCCCACCACCAUAGAGGUGCAAGGGAGAUGGAUUACGGACGUGAUCAAGGCAUGCGAGCGCAAGGGGAUCAAGUACAUCAACCCGACGGACGAGGCGAGCAGAGAGUGGAAGAAGAAGAUCAACCACCUCAGCGACAUAUCUUUGUUCCCAACCACCAAGAGCACGUACAUGGGAGGAAGCAAGCCGGACAAGGCGUUCGAGCAGACGAACUAUGCAGGAGGCUUGCACAAUUACGCCGAGGAGAUCAGACGAGUCUUGCCUGCGUUUGACGGGUUCCACGUCGUAAAGGCGAGCGCAUGA
Messenger RNA from Verruconis gallopava, 1557 nucleotides. RefSeq lists its product as uncharacterized. The transcript is spliced from 4 exons. The coding region runs from base 1 to 1557 and encodes 518 amino acids. Gene Ontology annotation, molecular function: flavin adenine dinucleotide binding; N,N-dimethylaniline monooxygenase activity; NADP binding. The record is from RefSeq and is a predicted model, not a curated record. NCBI's taxonomy places the organism in Eukaryota, Fungi, Ascomycota, Dothideomycetes, Venturiales, Sympoventuriaceae.